Suillus subaureus is the source of this 753-nucleotide messenger RNA. RefSeq lists its product as uncharacterized. The record is from RefSeq and is a predicted model, not a curated record. NCBI's taxonomy places the organism in Eukaryota, Fungi, Basidiomycota, Agaricomycetes, Boletales, Suillaceae. Bases 1 to 753 code for a protein of 250 amino acids. The transcript has 11 exons.
AUGUAUCAGCAAGAACUCGCCAGUUCGCUGAUGGCCUCCACAGACUCCGGCCCUGAUAAGGCGCUGUCUGAUCCUUUUGUGCAUACAGCAUUGUGUUUCAAGUCCACAUCGGAGAUUAACCAGCACCUUGCAUCUCAACCCAGUCAGUCGUCCACUAUCAUGGUCCCGUUGUUUGACCAAGCUGAUAUCAAUAUCGGCAUCACACUGCAGCACGCUAACUAUGAUUUCAUUGCUAUAGCAUGUCUUUGGGUUUACGACUUUGCUCUCACCCUCGAUAAAGAUGAAUUUUACAACCUGGACUUUCCCUUAAGUACUUUUCAUGUGGAGGGUUUUGGCGGUGAUGGGUCGCAGAUGGCUGAUAAUGUGUUGCAACAUUGUGGUGGGUCAAUCUUUUCGAUGUGGUAUAGUCAUACAAUCACCUAUUCCAAAAGUCAAAUCCUCAGCUUCAUGUUAUACCACUCGUGGAAGCUUUAUAGAGAACAUGGAAACAAUAUACCCCUUGUACGAGCCCUGGUCAGACACAACUUGUUUUACUUUACCUGUGGGCUUUUAUUUUCCACCAUGGCCGUGGUCGUCGUGCUCACUCUUCCCUUCGUGAUACACGGAAUACUAGCGACACGCCUGCACCACGAGCUGUAUAACACAGCCCACCGCACUGAAGAGACUUCUACUGGGAAUGUGUCCCUUCCUCUUGUUUUUGCGCCAGCUUCGUUGGAUAUGCAACCUGAUUGUGGAGAUCCUUCUUCUCUUUAG